This is a messenger RNA of Syngnathoides biaculeatus (alligator pipefish), 1482 nucleotides long. RefSeq names its product RNA pseudouridine synthase D4 (gene rpusd4). Bases 171 to 1478 code for a protein of 435 amino acids. Gene Ontology annotation, biological process: pseudouridine synthesis. Gene Ontology annotation, molecular function: pseudouridine synthase activity; RNA binding. Lineage: Eukaryota; Metazoa; Chordata; Actinopteri; Syngnathiformes; Syngnathidae. The record is from RefSeq and is a predicted model, not a curated record. The transcript has 7 exons.
AUAUUUGCUGCGAAAAACGGCAUAAUGUAACUUUAGGAAUAGAUAAACACUUUUUUUUAUUCUGGUAGGUGUUGAGGAAGCAGCAAGGAUAACCUGGAAGUACAUACAUGCUACAUUAGCGUGUGUUCCUCAUAAGCUCCCAAUUCCUCAUUUUAACUAUCAGUACAACUAUGAACCGCUGUACAAGAAAUUUAUUUAGUGGUGACUGGAAUUGCCUCCUCCGCGCUCUCCCAAAAACACAGACAAAGUGCCACCGGUGUUCGGGAACGGCACUUAUUAGUUUUAGCCGGGGUCAGACCACGGCCACGGCGCAAACUCCAGAUGCCGGAAAACGAGAGAAACCUCCACUUCGAGCCAUUGACUUGGCCCGAAAGGUCCGGCAGGAGAAGUCCAGCACGGGGGCGGCGGAGCCCCCCGUGUCCGGCUCUCAGAAGAGGGUGACGGACUUGAAACGGUUCAGUCAGCAGCUUCAAAAUGUUCAUCCCAACGUGCUGGCGAAGCACCUGUGCAGAGGCGUGCUGUACCAGAAUCAGCAUCUGGUCGUCAUCAACAAGCCCUAUGGUGUUCGUCUCAGAGAUUCCUCUGGCGAGACGUCCAUCACCUCCGUGCUUCCUAUCCUGGCUAAAAUGAUGGACGGGGUGAAGGUCAAGUCAGAGUCUCAGCUGCUGCCCAGUCUGGGCCUGGAGAAGGAAAUGACAGGCGCUCUGUUGUUGGCAAGGAGCGAAGAAGCGGUGGAGCGUGUGCUGGAGCUCAACAGAACUAAUCAAGUGCACAGAAAGUUCUGGGUCGUCACAGUGGGUGUACCGGUGCCAUCCGAAGGCACGAUCGACAUUCCCAUCGUCGAGAGAGAAGUCACCGGUUCUCAGCCUCACUACAAGAUGGCUUUAAGCCCCGUUUACAGAAUGAACGACGCGGGAGAUGGACUAGCUAAAGUCAAAGGCAACCGCCAAUCCCUUCCUGCCGUCACGAAGUACAAAGUCCUGGACAGUCAUAGCGGAUGUAGCCUCGUGGAACUGGAGCCUCUUACUGGAGUCAAGCACCAGAUGAGGGUUCAUAUGGCAUUUGGGUUGGCGUGCCUCAUUUUGGGCGACCACAAAUAUUCACACUGGAGCAAGCUGGCACCACAGAAAUUACCGGAACGCCUACUGGGCAAGCUCGGCCUCGAACAAAGCAAGAUCCGACAUCUUCCGCUUCACUUGCACGCCCGUCAGCUGACAAUACCCAACAUCGCACUCGGGAACGUCAACGUGCGAUGCCCGAUGCCGAAGUUCUUCACGCAAACGCUCAGUCGGCUAAAUUUAACUUUUCCGAAGGAAAAGGACGACCAGCGUCAUUGUAUGAACGUCAUCACGAAAAGACAGAGCACAACGGUCAACAUGAACUCCCGACUCAAGGACUGUCCAUUUGUAUUUAAUCAUCUGUACACAAAAGAUGUUGAAAAUGUUUUUAUGAGUCUCAAUCACAACCUUUUGACCUGAGAAA